ACUCGGAGACGGGCUGGCGCGCAGGCGCGUGGAACCCGCGUGAGAGCGCUAGCUCCGCGUGGACACCGGAGGUAGUUCCAGCGCCGCUGCUAGAUGCCUCUGCAAGCCACACGCGUAGACGUGCUGGCGCGCAGGCGCGGACGAACCCGCGCUGUUUCGAUUGUCAUUCAGUGGGCGAGCGCGCGUGGCCGCUGUGAGAGUUGUAGUAGAGUUGGCUCGUGGCAUCUGUCCGUGUGUGAGUGAUGCUGUGCUGGACCGCGGCGGGAUCCAUCGUCGCCCGGAGAGCGUGAGAGCGUCUUGUUGAGUGUCCACAAACAGGCGCCAUCAUGGGCCGUAGCGGCUACACCUGCGUGCGGCACGUCUUCUGCUCGCUCAACGUGCUGAUGUGGCUGGCGGGCUGCGGAGUCCUGGGCCUCGGCGUGUGGCUGCGCCUCGCCUACUCGGGGUACGCCGCGCUGCUGCCCCAGUACCGCCUGCUGAGCGCCGACAGCCUCUGCCUCGCCUCCGGGGUCGUCAUGUUCGUGGUGGCCUUCUUCGGCUGCUGCGGCGCCUGGUUCCAGAGCCGCUGCAUGCUCAUCACCUACUUCAGCCUGGUGAUCUUCAUGUUCGUGGCGGAGUUCCUGCUCGCCACGCUAGCCUUCGUGUUCCGCGAGAACCUGGGCCAUCUGCUGCGCCAGGAGCUGCGAGCCGGCAUCGAGCUGCACUACGACCCGGGGCGCGACCCCGCCUUCGCCGCCGUCUGGACGCACAUCCACGACGAGUUCCACUGCUGUGGAGUAACGGGCUACGAAGACUGGUACGACAUUAAAGCAUGGCCCGGGGAGAAGAUAGUGCCGGACUCCUGCUGCCUGCCCAAGAUAGCCAACCACACAGACUGCGGGCGCAGCAGGGACCCCGACAUGUGGUUCGCCAAGGGCUGCGCCGAGCAGGUGCAGAUGUGGUUCGUGGAGCGCCUGCACAUCGUGGGCGUCGUGGGGCUGGUCGUCGCCUUCAUACAGCUGUUCGGCCUCAUCUCGUCUAUGCUGCUCUUCUGCACGGUGCGGCACAAGAGGACCAGCCACACCUACAAGUCGUACGACCCCACCACGUGACGGAGCGACCUGCCGGCUGCCCGCCUGUACAUACCUAACCUGUAUCUCACUCUGUCGCUAAUAAACCACACGUCUCUA
Molecule: messenger RNA, 1169 nt
Organism: Bacillus rossius redtenbacheri
Lineage: Eukaryota; Metazoa; Arthropoda; Insecta; Phasmatodea; Bacillidae
Product: tetraspanin-9
Exons: 7
Coding region: 327-1091 (254 amino acids)
Cellular component (GO): plasma membrane
Source: RefSeq, a predicted model, not a curated record